AUCCAGGACACGCCGGGGUGCGUCCAGGCAGACUGCGUGCAGGUGCUGGACUCCCUGUCCAGGAGCGUCAGGUGGGCAGAGGGCUUCCUCCUGGUCUACUCCAUCACCGACCACAGCAGCUACCAGUCGGUCCGACCUCUCUACCAGCACGUACGCAAGGUCCACCCCGAUGCCAGGACUCCCGUCGUUAUCGUGGGGAACAAAGCAGACCUCCUCCACGCCAGGCAAGUACAGGCCAAAGAGGGACUACAGCUCGCAAAUGAACUGGGCAGCCUGUUCUUGGAAAUCUCCACGAGUGACGACUCCCAAGGCGUCUGUGACGUUUUCCAGUAUCUCUGCAAGGAGGUCAGCAAACUACAGCACGCCGGCAGCACGGACAGGAGGCGGUCGUCCGUCAUCCCGCGGCCCAAAUCUCCCAACAUGCAAGAUCUAAAGAGACGUUUCAAACAGGCUUUAUCUUCCAAAGUCAAAUAA
This is a messenger RNA of Cariama cristata (Red-legged seriema), 474 nucleotides long. RefSeq names its product ras-like protein family member 11A. The record is from RefSeq and is a predicted model, not a curated record. Gene Ontology annotation, molecular function: GTP binding; GTPase activity. The annotation marks the transcript as partial. NCBI's taxonomy places the organism in Eukaryota, Metazoa, Chordata, Aves, Cariamiformes, Cariamidae. The transcript is spliced from 2 exons.